AACUUCCGGUCUCUGCGGGUGCCGCCCCGCCUUCGCCCAGUCGUCAUUUCCGGUGGGCCUUAGUCGCGGACAGGGAAGAUGGCGGCGCUGGGAGAACCUGUGCGGCUGGAGAGGGAUAUCUGCAGAGCUAUCGAGCUGCUGGAGAAGCUGCAGCGCAGCGGGGAGGUGCCACCACAGAAGCUGCAGGCACUGCAAAGGGUCCUGCAGAGCGAGUUCUGCAGCGCCGUGCGUGAGGUGUACGAGCACGUGUACGAGACGGUAGACAUCAGCAGCAGCCCCGAGGUUCGAGCCAAUGCCACCGCCAAGGCGACCGUGGCUGCCUUUGCGGCCAGCGAGGGUCAUUCGCACCCUCGCGUGGUGGAGCUGCCAAAGACGGAGGAGGGGCUUGGCUUCAACAUCAUGGGGGGCAAGGAGCAGAACUCGCCCAUCUACAUCUCCCGGAUCAUCCCAGGUGGGAUCGCUGACCGCCACGGGGGCCUCAAGCGGGGAGACCAGCUGCUCUCUGUGAACGGAGUGAGCGUUGAGGGCGAGCACCACGAGAAGGCUGUGGAGCUGCUGAAGGCCGCCCAGGGCAAGGUGAAGCUGGUGGUGCGCUACACGCCCAAGGUGCUGGAGGAGAUGGAGUCGCGCUUCGAGAAGAUGCGGUCGGCCAAGCGCAGGCAGCAGACCUAGUGCCCGGCCCGGCCCGGCCCAGCCCACGGUGUUGCCCCGUUGCAGCCAGGCCGGCCACAGUGAGAAGCCAGCGGACUCCACAGCCUCCUCCCAUUUUAUAGACACCUAUUUCCACCUCACGUGUGGGUCCCAAGAUGCACACGCUUUGUGACAAGGAAAAGUCCGUGGGGACGAGGACAGUUCCGUCCUGCUGUUUUUACAGGCCUUUUUCAGACACAGAUUUUUGUCAUAAAGUUGUUAUAGAUUUUUAAAACUGCUUUUUAAAUAUUAAGAUGUACUUUUACAUUCUUAAUCUUUUUUUAAAAAACAGCUCUCAUUUGGCUACUUAUUAAAGUAACACUUUUCCAAUUUUUUUUUUCUUUUUUUAAUUUAUUUUUUUUAACCUGUGAAAUUUCUUUCCAGUUUUCCAAGCAGUUACACGUAGUAGCCUCGCCCCUGGGGCUCAGUAACAGUCAGCCUUGGCACCAUCACUGGGCUACGUUCCGUGCUGUGAGUGUUCACAUCACACAGGGCAGCGCUCGUGCAGCCGAGGUUUUUACUCUUGACCAUAACGUGCGUAGCCACACAUUCAGACUGAUUUUUAAGCGUGCAUUUUCAGACACUGCAGUGGUCCUUGCUGGAACGUGCACCCUCCGUGGUGAGCAGCACGGCCUUAGCUGUGGCUGGGCGCUCCCUGCUCAUGGGUGCAGCCCUGUGCACCUUCAGCCCCGACUGAGAGCCCCAAAGGCUGGUGCUGGCAGAGCUCUGGGGUCGCCCUUCUGCAGGCAUGUGCGUCUGCCUGGCCUGGAUGCCAGCCCUGGCCAGGAAGGGCCAAGACAGAGAAGCAGCCACACCACCUCUGGCCCCUCCAGCCUCAGUCUCUGCAUCCUCCAGAGCCCACAGAGAGUGUCGUAAGCGGGAAGAAGGGGACGGUGCCUAGGUAAGUGUGAGGAUGCGGCCACAGGCCUCGACAGACUUGGGCUGAGCUGGGCCUAGUGACCCUGGUCCACUGGGGGUCGCUCUUCCACUGGGGACGGUUGCUCGGCCCAGUGGUGUCCAGUGCCACAUGGAGAGAGCCCAUGUCCCUUCCCCUCCCAGCCGGCAGGACACUGGUGCUGUGGGGCAGGCUGAUGACAGACACUGGAAGGCAGGCAGAGCAGUGAAAAAUACUAGAAUUUGGUGUAAUUACCCAUCCUGUGUUUAAAAAAAAGCGGGCAUUCUGUAACAUUCCUUCAGGAAGAAUGGAAAUGUACCCCUUUUUCUGCAUGUUUGUGAGCACUGAGUCUUAAAAGCUUAUUCCGGUUUUCAGAGAUGUUUUGGAAUAAAAGCAUUAUUUAUCGUUUAGGUAUUGACACUGGACUGCAUGGUUGAAUGUGUCUUUAGUCUGCUAUGCAAUGUGCUUGUUGUAAAUGGGAUCCUGUUGUUUGAUUGUGUAUCUUCAGAAUUAAUUGCUGUGCUGUUCAAAUAUAGAGACCAAAGUAGCAUAGAGGAAUUAUGGACCUAAUUUAAUUGUAAAGUUCCUAGAGGUAUCUGUUGUAGAGCUCUCUAUAUUAAAGAGGUAUCGGUGCACAUGAAA
This is a messenger RNA of Cavia porcellus (domestic guinea pig), 2227 nucleotides long. RefSeq names its product lin-7 homolog C, crumbs cell polarity complex component (gene Lin7c). The record is from RefSeq and is a predicted model, not a curated record. Gene Ontology annotation, molecular function: L27 domain binding. The transcript is spliced from 5 exons. The coding region runs from base 79 to 672 and encodes 197 amino acids. Lineage: Eukaryota; Metazoa; Chordata; Mammalia; Rodentia; Caviidae. Gene Ontology annotation, biological process: maintenance of epithelial cell apical/basal polarity; protein localization to basolateral plasma membrane; neurotransmitter secretion. Gene Ontology annotation, cellular component: MPP7-DLG1-LIN7 complex; basolateral plasma membrane; cell-cell junction.